Schistocerca nitens (vagrant locust) is the source of this 2613-nucleotide messenger RNA. RefSeq names its product 15-hydroxyprostaglandin dehydrogenase [NAD(+)]-like. The record is from RefSeq and is a predicted model, not a curated record. Gene Ontology annotation, cellular component: cytoplasm. Bases 60 to 839 code for a protein of 259 amino acids. Gene Ontology annotation, molecular function: oxidoreductase activity, acting on the CH-OH group of donors, NAD or NADP as acceptor. NCBI's taxonomy places the organism in Eukaryota, Metazoa, Arthropoda, Insecta, Orthoptera, Acrididae. The transcript is spliced from 7 exons.
CGAAGGCGUCUUGUCGGCAGUUGCGAAGCGGACGCUGACGGAAGAACCACUCUUACAGGAUGGAUCCCUCAGGCAAAGUGGCGCUCAUCACGGGAGCGGCUGGCGGGCUGGGAAGGGCCUUCUCAAGGGCGCUGCUCGCCGCUGGAGCCAAGGUGGUGCUGUCGGAUGUUGAUGAGGCGGCUGGCAAAAAGGCAGUGGACGAGCUGGAAAAAGAAUUUGGGAAGGGGAACGCCAUCUUUGUCAAAGCCGAUGUCACCAACUCUGCUUCCCUGGAAGAGGUGUUUAAGGCAGCCAAGUCGACAUUCAAGCGCCUCGACAUUGUCGUCAGCAAUGCAGGGAUCAUGAGAGACUCCUUGUGGGAAAAGCAAAUCGACAUCAACAUUAAGGGUGUUGUGCACACGAUGUUGCUGGCUUACAAGCACAUGGGCAAGCACGAAGGUGGAAGCGGUGGUGUUGUGGUCAACCUGUCCUCUGUAGCAGGCCUGGAGCCAGUAUCUGUGCUUCCCAUCUAUGCGGGCACAAAGCAUGCAGUGGCUGCUAUGACCCGUUCCUAUGGGGAUAAACUGCACCUGGACAAGACUGGAGUGUCUGUAAUGGCACUGUGCCCCGGGGCCUCAGACACUCCUCUGGUGCACGAUGCCCAUCAGUUUGUGCUUCACGACUACCUCACGGAACCCCUUGUCCAUGCUCUCAACAUGUUCCCCAUCAACAAGCCAGAGUUCAUCGCUGAGGGAUUAAUACGAGUCAUUCGUGAAGGUGAAUCUGGAUCCGUGUGGGUAGCAACCCUUCAAAUGAUCAAGCCAGUGAUCUACCCAAGGCUGUUGCAGCUUUCUACAUAAGAAUGUCUGAAAACAAGAACUAUGUAAUACACAUUCUAUGGAAACAAAAAACAUUGCUGUAAACUUCAUGUUUACUUCAUUAUGCUGUAACUGAGUACAAAAAUUCCACACUUAGAAGGAAACAGGCUACUCAAAUAAAUAUUAUCUAAAUGAUUAAUGGAAAAUCUCAUAUAAAGAUGUGAAACAAAUACUUUGUUAGUAUUUGUUUCAAAUAAAUAUUAUAUCACACACAAACACAAAUGCCUGGGACUACAGAAUUAUGGAUAUGUAGGGACAAUUCUAAAUCUGUGCCAGACCAGGCCUCAAACCAGGUUUCCUGCUCACUGCAAGCAUUAACCUUAACCACAAAGGUUGCAAAGCACAACACUAGGCCUCAUUUAAACUUUCAUUUUCACUGUUCCUACCUAUGAUUUCUGAACACUAGUGCUCAAGAUCCUCUCCAUCAUUCUUAAAAUUCCUAUUUUGCAUCUGAAAAAGCUUCAAACACAGCAGUCUAUUACUGCACAAUAUUUAUUAACAUGGAGUAAAAGAUAGAAAAAUAAACUUGGUAUGUUUGUGACAGAUAGUGCUGAGGGCUGUCAUUAAACAACAUGACACACUUAGCUCCUUUCAGACAUUUUCACUGUAUGUGUAUCACCCAUAAAAUCAUCAAAUUUUUGUGUUUUUAGUGAUGUUAAGCUUGGUGGCAUGUUUGAAACUUAGUUGGGAGGACAGGAAGGAGGAGGGCUAGCCGCUAGCACAACAGUUGCUAAGAUGGACUGGAGUUGGAUUCACUAUGAGGGUCCUAUAUCCUCACACACUGUCCUCGGUAUUUUCUUUUAGCCAUUAAGAUUUUGCUUGUUUCUUUUUUCAGCUGUCUGUUAUGCUAUUACACUAGUGAUUGUUACCAUGUGAAAAUGUGACAAAUAUUAAUUGGCUGAUACAAGAAUAAAUCAAAUUCUUUAAGUUACUCAUUGACAACUACAAGCAGUAAGAAAGUAUUUUUUGAACUGACUAUAGAAGUCAUCAUUGUAUGAUAGUAAAAGAUUUUAAUAGGCUGUCAAUCAGAGAUGUUGUUGUCUGCAUAGGCAAAGUGAUAUUAUUAUGUUUGGAAUAUUAUCUAGUUUGUUGUGAAAGCAAUUUAAGCAUUAGUGUCAAAUGUCCUUAGCAACUCAAAAUUAGAUUUGAAGUACACAUUUGAAUCUAGUGGCGUACAACAUUAUGCAAUCUUGUGUCAACUUUCUUUAGUAUUUAUCACAGUAUAUGUGUUUGAUACUAUAAAUACAAAUUUUAUUGCCUCAUUUUUGUUUUCGUCCAUUAGAAACCAUACCUUCCACAUUAUUCUCCAGUCCUGAAUGAACAUUCUGUCAUGAGCAUUUCACGCAGAGUAAUUUACGGGCAAUAUUUGACUGAAUAGAACACAUUCAUUCCCCAGGCUUUAAUGACUGUAAUACAACUUCUGCUAUAAGGCAAAUACAAACCAUUCAUAGUUACACCCUAAAAAUGAAAAACUGCUUUAACAAAUGAGGUGUAAACUAUAAAUUCCUGUAAUUGUUCAUAUUAUAGAUAUGUUUGCAUGGCAGACUGCUACACAUUAGAACAAAGUUAAAUUAACUGCUCAUGGAGAUUAAUGAACCAUACUGUGCUGAGUGGUUGAGUAGGGAGAUUUUAGUCAUUUAGUUAUUUGGAAACACAGCUAUCUUGCAUUGUUAGCGUCCAUCGCUUUAGCUAAUGUUUUGUAGUAAAAAUUUGCUGUGUUAUUAAUUGUUACUGAAUUAAUAAAGCUUGAAGUAUU